AUGACUCGCGGCUUCAAAUCCCCUGCUGCUCAAGUACCACUGCCUAAAGUGUCAUUUAUUAUCGUCCAGGAUGAUGAUAUCAACCAACCUGCUGGGGUGCACGACCUACAAGCUAGAUCUUAUGGAUACAAUGACUUCACUGAAUUCCUGAGACCGGAUCAUUACAUUCGGUACAUCGAGCCCCUUGAGAAAGACCUUGCCAUUCAGGUAGAAUAUGACAUGGACGACCAAGCAGAUCAGGAAUGGCUUGACGCAGCGAACGUUGAAAGGAAGAAGGAUCAACUGAAUGCGGUCACGUACGAGACGUUUGAGAUUAUCAUGGAUCGCCUGGAGAAAGAGUACUUUGAUUUGACAAAGAAUAUACCCAAAUCUGAUUAUGCCAUGCCUUCUGAGGAUUCGACUUGCGCCAUUUGUGACGAUUCCGAGGGAGAAAACAGUAAUGCUAUCGUAUUUUGUGAUGGCUGUAACCUCGCUGUUCAUCAGGACUGCUAUGGAGUCCCGUACAUACCUGAAGGCCAGUGGUUAUGUCGCAAGUGCACCGUCUCCCCUGAGAAUCUAGUGUCAUGCAUACUUUGCCCCAACGAGGGGGGAGCGUUCAAACAAACAGUAUUUGGUGACUGGGCCCAUCUUCUGUGUGCUAUUUGGAUACCCGAGACGCGGGUGGCAAAUGAGGUAUUCAUGGAACCUAUCACUGGAUCUGACAAAAUUCCGAAGCAACGCUGGAAAUUGAAAUGCUCAAUAUGUGGCAUUCGCGAGGGUGCAUGCAUCCAAUGUACAAAGAACUCAUGCUUCCUGGCCUUCCACACAACCUGCGCUCGCAAGGAAAGGUUACUCAUGCCAAUGAAGAGCUCGCAGGGAUCUGAGCCUGGUACGCUGGCAUGCUAUUGCGAGAAGCACCUUCCUAAAGAGCAGCAAGACGCUCGCCUGAAAGCUCUUGCACAAGACGGCCAGAUGACUAGCCCCAAUUCCAAGCUGUCCAAAUCUGCUCGUGCAUACGCCAAAACUUACAAGACCGGCCCACCGCUCGUGCCACACAUCAUUGUUGAACGCAUCCUGAAUUAUAUCACCAAGGUGAAUGUGCGCAAGAAAAACGAAUUUGUAUAUAUGGUUUGUAAAUAUUGGAGCUUGAAGCGUGAAGCGAGGCGGGGGGCGCCGCUGUUGAAGAGACUGCAUCUCGAACCAUGGACAGCGUCAAACUCGGGGAAAGUACAGACGGAAGAAGAAAAGACUGUGAAACUAGAGUACUUGAAAAAAUUGCGCGGAGAUCUGGAGUCUGUUCGUGAAUUGACGCUACAAACUCGCAGACGGGAGAGCCGGAAGCUUGCACAGACUGAGAGCAUCCAGAAAGUGCUCGAGAUUGCACUCUUCCCUCACGAGGCACUACUCCGGCUUGCGUUUGAGAAGGUUCUUGCUCUUGACCGUCACAGUCUCUUCAAGCAUCCGGUGUCAAGGACGGAGGUCCCCGACUACUAUGAUGUCGUGAAAACGCCCAUGACCUGGGAUGCGAUCGAUGGGAAGCUUGAUCGUCACGAGUACUGGGACCUCGAGGGUUUCAAGAGUGACAUCGAGUUGGUACUGUCUAAUGCAAUCCUGUACAACAAGCCUGGUACAUCUUUCUACAAGACCGCACAAAGAAUACAAAUAAGCAGUCAACCCAUCCUUCAGGAACUCAAUUCCCUUGCCUACAAUCACUCACCCCUUACUCCCCCUGAUCCUUCCGACUCCUUCGUUCUCUCCCAGGUGUCAAUCGGAGACCUAGAACCUUUAAUGGAAACACUCCAGCUACUGACGUCGACUCAAGACAUUCAAGAUAACACUAAUCUUCUUCUUCAUACCGAUCCCAUCUCAUCACUAUUCAGCUUUGAACUUCCGCUCGUGAAGCCCCCACCGCCUCCUGCCCCAGCUCCAUCUCCGCCGCCUCCGAAGUCAAAGGUAUCCAAAAAGAAGCGCACUCCCAAAACUGUUGAACCUGGUCCUCUGGACACCUCCCCAGGCUUCCGUGCCCCGCGAACUCGCCGAGCUCGUGCCGCAGCCGCAGCUUUCGAGGCUGAGGCUGGCUUUGAACCCGAACCUCAAUCCACUGCCGAACCUGAGCUGGGAGUAAUUGAGGGUGAUCAGAAAGUAGCUUCUGAACCACCGAAGAAACGACGCCGGCAGAGUGCAAUGCCUGGGCAAGCAGAAACGCCACCCAUGGUCACAGAUGUAGACAGUCAGGGAUUAUUCAAAAUGUUUGAUGCCGGAUGGAUUUUACCGUCGGGACAACGGAGGGGCGGACGCCAGCCAGUAGAAAGGGCUCCACUUCCACCAAAGAAAAAGAAGAUUGAUCGUGGGAUGUCGAGGUUGUCUGUAUUCAGCACAAACGCAUCGGAUAAUCAGACUCUAGACGAGAUUUUUGGACCCUCUGGCUUGCAACUACUGCCAGAACCCGAACCUCAACCAGAAGUUGAACCGCAGGUAAUAAUCCAGCCGAAGGUCACAGAGUUAGAAAGGGACAGGGAGGAGACACGAUCAGAGUUAGAAGCGCGGAUAGCCAAGAUCCCCGUACGACCAAACACGAAGAUCAAUGUCGAAAAUGGGAAAAUUGUGGUGGAGGAGUUAGACACGCCCAAACUUCGGCGGGAAAAAGCAAGGCAGCGGAAAGCAGAAAAGGCCGCGGCCGCGGCAGCUGCAGCUGCAGCUGCCCAAGGCCUUCCGCCACCCAACACUGAGAUCCCGAAAACCAACGUCGGGACCACUCAAGAUGACGUAUCCGAUUUAUCCUCUCUGAGCGAGCUGGACAGUGAUUCUGAUGAGAAGCCUACGACACGGGGCGAGGCGACUACAUCCAAUACCAUACCCGACGUAAAGCUCGUCGGAACGCGUCAACUGCAACGCGCGCCAGCCAAUCUCGUUACUACAGGGAAAGCGCUUGUUGUCCUUGAACCGGGAAAACAGUUAGAGUAUACGUAUCCAUGGUGGCCUGCAGUCGUUUGGGAACCGGAUGACCCAGCGAUUCCAGAAGACGUCAGGAAGAAGAGACCUCAAGAUAAUUCUCGUCACAUCGUACAAUUCUAUGACCCCACAAGUUCAUGGACAUGGGUCACCACUGGCCAUAUGUUGUUACUGGGUGAAGAUAAUGCGGUCGAUGCUUCUCUACUUUCGCCAACCUCGGUGGUCCAAAAGUGGAAAACACCCAGGAUUAAGAAACAAUGCCGGGAAGCUUUCGGGCGCGCCCUGGCAGAGAUGGAAACGGAUGCAGAUUUACUUGCUCAUGAAACGGAGGAUGUUGCGACUGAGGUCACAAGCGCUGGUUCUAUGAAAGAGCAAGGUCCCACUGAUGUUCACAUGGCUAUGCCAGUCGAGCAAUCUGCUUCAUGA
Messenger RNA from Suillus discolor, 3357 nucleotides. Its product is annotated as PHD-zinc-finger like domain-containing protein. The transcript has 18 exons. Gene Ontology annotation, molecular function: protein binding. Bases 1 to 3357 code for a protein of 1118 amino acids. The record is from RefSeq and is a predicted model, not a curated record. Gene Ontology annotation, cellular component: MOZ/MORF histone acetyltransferase complex. Gene Ontology annotation, biological process: regulation of transcription by RNA polymerase II. NCBI's taxonomy places the organism in Eukaryota, Fungi, Basidiomycota, Agaricomycetes, Boletales, Suillaceae.